Molecule: messenger RNA, 1577 nt
Organism: Bactrocera latifrons
Lineage: Eukaryota; Metazoa; Arthropoda; Insecta; Diptera; Tephritidae
Gene: tzn
Product: hydroxyacylglutathione hydrolase, mitochondrial
Exons: 3
Coding region: 265-1281 (338 amino acids)
Molecular function (GO): hydroxyacylglutathione hydrolase activity
Source: RefSeq, a predicted model, not a curated record
UAAUAUUUUUUAAUUUCAUUCUAAUUUCAACAAUUUUUACGCAAUAUAUUUAUCUAAAGUAAACAUUAGUGAUAUUUGUGGCAAAUUCCAAAAAGGCUGAUAAGAUUUGUGCCCAAAGCACGGCAUACUUAAAACGCACAAAACAGCGACAAUAGUCUAUAAAAUAAGCAACAAAAACAGAAAAGAUAUCGCAUAAAAUAUAUUCCAUUUAUAUAUACAUACACAAAAAGUAAAAUACAAAAUCAUUGCAUUUCAUAAAACUAAAUGUUAUCGGCCGCUUGGAGAAACGUACAGCAGGGUGUUGUACGCAAUCUGACCGCUACUUAUUUUCGAGGUGUGUGCAGUGGCGUACGCCCGCUCGCUGGUGCGAGUGCACUUGUACUUGCCACCAACCGGCAAAGUCCGGAAUUUGUGUCGCUGCGACGAAAUGACAACAAAAUACAAAAAUUAAUCAAAGUUGGUAUAAACAGGAUGCAUAGCUCUGUAGAAGAUGUGCAGCUGAACUCACUACACAUAAAGGUGUUGCCAGCGUUGCAAGACAAUUUUAUGUAUUUGAUUAUCGAUAGCUCUACAAAAGAAGCAGCCAUUGUAGAUCCCGUCGAUCCGGAGAGCGUGCUCGCUGCUGUAAGAGAAGAAAAUGUGCAUCUCACUAAAGUUUUAACUACACAUCAUCAUUGGGAUCAUGCCGGUGGUAAUGAAAAGCUGGUAAAACUUUAUGGCAAACCUUUAGCUGUAUAUGGUGGCGACGAGCGCAUUGGAGCACUUACAAAUAAAGUCACACAAGAUGAUAAAUUUGAAAUUGGUAAUCUUAAAGUGAGGUGCCUUUUCACGCCCUGUCACACCACAGGACACAUCUGUUACUUCGUUGAAUCGCCAAAUAGUGACGACAGAGCAGUUUUUACCGGUGACACCCUCUUCCAAGGUGGAUGUGGACGUUUCUUUGAAGGCACACCCGACCAAAUGUACUCAGCGUUGUGCCAGAAACUGUCUUCUUUGCCGGAAGACACCAAAGUUUUUUGUGGUCACGAGUAUACGUUACAGAAUAUGGCAUAUGCGCGCCAUGUCGAACCUAUGAAUGAGCGUAUUAUGAAACGUAUAGAAUGGGCAAAGUUGCGACGUGCUACCAAAGCACCAACUGUACCGUCAACUAUUGGCGAGGAGAAAUCUUGGAAUCCAUUCAUGCGUGUACAUGAGCCUAAUGUACAGAAACAUGCUGGUGAGCAAGAUCCCAUUAAAACAAUGGGAAGUUUACGCAAGGAGAAAGAUAACUUUAAAGCAUAAAGUUUGUUGGUUGAAUGAAUAGAAAAAUGGUGUUGGGUGGUAUGUUAAAUAUUAUGCGAACACUUUGAAUAUUUCCAUAACUACAUAUGUAUAUUUUGUUGUUAUAUUCGUUGUUUUUAUGUGUAUGUUAAUUCCUAAAAAUGUGAAUUUAAAAUUUACUAUAUAUCGACACAGAGCAUAUCAAUUUUAUUUGUGUUUAGAACGCUUAUGAAAUGAUAACGCAGCUGACAUUUUCUUUAAAAUUUUUGCUAUUGUUUUUGAAACUGUUGGAAUUUCAAUUACAAAACACACCAAAU